Messenger RNA from Sphaerulina musiva SO2202, 1854 nucleotides. Its product is annotated as laccase precursor. Lineage: Eukaryota; Fungi; Ascomycota; Dothideomycetes; Mycosphaerellales; Mycosphaerellaceae. The transcript has 3 exons. The record is from RefSeq and is a predicted model, not a curated record. Gene Ontology annotation, molecular function: oxidoreductase activity; copper ion binding. Bases 1 to 1854 code for a protein of 617 amino acids.
AUGAAACCAUCCCUUCUGAGCACUCUCACUCGAGCGUUAUCACUACUCACAUCAGUCUUGGCCACUCCCGUCCCAGAGCCUCUCGAGUUCGUCAACGAAUAUGGUGCACUAGAAGCCAUUCCACCCGAGCAUCGCGCCUUGGAUCGUAGAAGUCCGCAGUCUGGCGAUACCGCCUGCUCAAACACCGCCAAUACUCGAGCCUGCUGGUCCAAUGGCUUUUCCAUUGCCACUGACUUUGAUGCAAAGUUUCCAGAGACGGGCCGGGAUGUCAUUUACGAUCUGGAAAUCACGAAUAUGACCACUCUUUCUCCUGAUGGAUUCAAUCGGCUCGUUCUGGCUGUCAAUGGUCAAUAUCCUGGUCCCACUCUGAUCGCGAACUGGGGCGACCGGAUGAUUGUCAAUGUCAAAAACUCCUUGCAGCACAAUGGCACGUCGAUCCACUGGCACGGCCUUCGCCAGCUCAACACUGUACAGCACGACGGUGUUGGCGGCGUCACCGAAUGUCCGCUUGCCCCUGGUGAGACGCGACAAUACAUUCUCCGCUGCACGCAAUUCGGCACAUCGUGGUAUCACAGUCACUACUCGGCCCAAUACGGAGACGGUGUUGCGGGAGGCAUCAUCAUCAAUGGGCCUGCUGUCAGCAACUACGAUACGGAUCUGGGCACCAUGACCUUCACGGACUGGUACAAUGACACGGCAUUUCAAAACAAUAUCCGCGCCCUGCAUAGUACCACAGGGCCCCCGGUGCCCGAUUCCGCCCUGAUCAACGGAACGAUGAAACGAGCCGACGAUAUGGGCUCCUACCAUGUGACCAAGGUGACCAAGGGCAAGCGUUUCCGCAUCCGACUCAUCAAUAUCGGGAUCGACAACCACUUCAUCAUCUCCAUCGAUCGGCACAACUUCACCGUCAUCACCUCCGACUUUGUGCCCGUCAAGCCCUACGUCGCCACAUCGGUCAACAUCAACAUUGGCCAACGAGCCGACAUCAUCCUCACCGCCAACCAACCCAUCGGCAACUACUGGCUGCGAGCAGACAUUGGCGACUGCGGCGUCAACGCCUAUGCGGGCAAAGUCCUCAGUAUCAUCCGAUACGAAGGAGCCCCCAUCACCGACCCGACGCAACAGUCGACCGAACUCAUCAACAAACCCACCGCGUGCGCCGAUGAAAUCGUCCGCCCCUAUGUCAACAACACCGUCCCCCAAGACCAAUUCACCUCUGCCAUGCAAAACAUCUCUCUCGGCUUCAACACCACCACCACGGCCAACAACGGCUCUCUCGUGCAAUGGCUCAUCGACGGCACCGCCACCCAAAUCGAUUGGAAAAACCCUACUCUCGACCAAGUCCUCUCCUCCACCAACAAUCCCUCUUUCGCCCUCCCCAACUCCUCCCCCAACAUCAUCGAAAUCGUCUCCCAACCCAACUCUUGGACCUUUUGGCUCCUCCACACCGCCCCCACCAACCCCGUCGCUCUCCCUCAUCCCAUCCACCUCCACGGCCACGAUUUCUACAUUCUCGGCUCCGGUGGUGCCGGCUCAACCUGGAACGGAGACCUCUCCACCCUCCAAUUCAACAAUCCCCCUCGAAGAGAUACCGCCACGAUGCCCGCGGGAGGCUAUCUCGUGUUGGGAUUUCCCGCGGAUAAUCCGGGAGUCUGGUUGAUGCAUUGUCAUAUUCCCUGGCAUGUUGGUGCUGGCUUGAGUUUGCAGUUUGUGGAGAGGAGGGCUGAAAUUGAUGGCGUUGUGAAUGGUGCUGCUGCUGGGGGAUUGGGGGUGCAUGAGAGGACUUGUGAGGGAUGGAAGAGGUAUUGGGAUGGGCCCGGGAGGGUUUAUGAGAUGGAUGAUUCGGGGUUGUGA